AUGGGAAGAAGUGGGCUCCAUGAGAAUGGAGGCUUCCUCUGCCUCAUUCUCCACCUGCUGCUUCAAGGAAGAGGCGACACUUUCACCAUCAAUUGUUCAGGCUUUGACCAGUAUGGGGUGGAUCCUGCUGCCUUCCAAGCAGUUUUUGACAGAAAGGCCUUCCGUCCAGUCGUCAACUACAGCAUUCCCACUCGUGUCAACAUCUCCUUCACUAUGUCUGCCAUUGUGGAAGUGAUCUGGUACAAUCCAUUCAUCAGGUGGAACCCAGAGGAAUGUGGAGGUAUCAGGAAGAUCAGCAUAGCAGCUGAGAAUCUUUGGCUUCCAGAUAUCUUCAUCGAGGAGUUCAUGGAUGUGGAUCAGACAGCUACAGGUCUCAUGGCUACGUCAACAGUGAAGGUCUCAUCAAAUAUGAUAAGCCAAUGAAGGUGGUCAGCAUCUGUAACCUGGACAUCUUCUAUUUCCCCUUUGAUGAACAGAACUGCACGCUCACCUUCAGCUCAUUCACCUACACAGGUGACCUGGGCGUGGAGAAGAAAGUGCAGGAGAUUUCGAACACAUCACAGAACCUCAUUCGGAGCAAGGGAGUGGGUACUUCUGGGUAUCCACCAGAGAAUGAUGAAGAUGACUGUGGGCACCAACCAGUAUGACCAAAUCAUUUUCUAUGUGGCCAUCAGGCGCAGGCCCAGACUCUAUGUCAUAAACCUCCUGGUGCCCAGUGGCUUUCUGGUUGCCAUCGAUGCCCUCAGCUUCUACCUGCCAGCAGAAAGCGAGAAUCGUGCCCCAUUCAAGAUGACACUUCUGCUGGGCUACAACGUCUUCCUGCUCAUGAUGAAUGACUUACUCCCUGCAACUGGCACCCCCCUCAUCAGUAUGGCCCCUCCCUCCAUCAGGAGAAUAAAAGCAAGACCCAUCUUCCCUCCAGGUAUCUACUUUGCCCUGUGUCUGUCCCUGAUGGUCGUCAGCCUGCUGGAGACCAUCUUCAUCACCUACCUGCUACACCUGGCCACAACCCAGCCCCCACCCAUGCCGCGGUGUCUCCACUCUCUGCUUCUCUACUGGGCUAGCCCAAGGAAAUGCUGCCCCACUGCACCCCAGAAGGGAAAUAAAGGCCUGGGCCCCACCCCUACCCACCUGCCUGGUGUGAAGGAGCCUGUGGAGUUGGUGGGGAAGGUGUCAGGUCCCAGAGAGGCAGAGUUAAAUGGGUGUCCCGGGUCAGCAGGGACCCAGCAGGAAGAAGAGGCUCAGAAGCAGCACUUGGUCGACCUGUGGGUGAAGUUCAGCCACGUGAUGGACACCCUGCUCUUCCGCCUCUACCUGCUCUUCAUGGCUACCUCUGUGGUCACAGUCAUCAUCCUCUGGAACACCUAG
This is a messenger RNA of Ailuropoda melanoleuca (giant panda), 1368 nucleotides long. Its product is annotated as 5-hydroxytryptamine receptor 3D-like. Gene Ontology annotation, molecular function: transmembrane signaling receptor activity; extracellular ligand-gated monoatomic ion channel activity. The record is from RefSeq and is a predicted model, not a curated record. Gene Ontology annotation, biological process: monoatomic ion transmembrane transport. Gene Ontology annotation, cellular component: membrane. Lineage: Eukaryota; Metazoa; Chordata; Mammalia; Carnivora; Ursidae.